UAUGAAAUGACGUUAACUGAAAGUGCUGUAUACACGUCCCAGGACUGCGUGAAAGUGAUGCAUUGUGGGGGAAGUUAAAGCUUGUUACGUUUGACAUUGAAGUGAGGUGGUAAGGAACUGUAGAUCUUUAUAUUUGGUCUGCGGGGUGAGACCAGGCAAUACAGGCUACUUCUGGAAGGAUGGGUGCCACAGCUUCAACUUCCACAGUUCAGCCAUCAAAACUAACAGCAGCACAGCAUGCCGCAACCCCGCCACCUGGGUGCCCAAUGCAAGACAGUCAACCAGCUUCCCCACCACCAGGAUGCCCAAUGCACCAAUCUGCUGGGUCAACCCCACCAGAGCAGAACGGGGGUCCCCCAGUCCCAGCGCACCAGGAGAGGGCCUAUGAGUUUGUGGAAUGCCCAAUGAAGGCAGCGGCUGGAGGAGACAAAAUGACUCAUGACAUCGACCCAGCAAACAUGAUGCCCCCUCCAAACCAGACACCAGCCCAGGACCAGCCUUUCCCCCUUCCUGUGAAUAGAGAAGUAUCUAGUAUUCCCAGGGCUGGUUCAGACAAACAAUGGGUCUACCCAUCUGAGCAGAUGUUUUGGAAUGCAAUGCUAAGAAAGGGGUGGCGGUGGAAAGAGGAUGAUCUUGGUCCUCAAGACAUGACCAACAUUAUCAAGAUUCAUAACCAGAACAAUGAACAGGCUUGGCAGGAAAUAUUAAAAUGGGAAGCCCUUCAUGCUGAGGAAUGCCCAUGUGGACCUUCUCUGGCUCGGUUUGGAGGCAAAGCUAAAGAAUUGUCACCAAGAGCCAAAAUGCGCUCAUGGAUGGGGUAUGAACUGCCUUUUGACAGGCAUGACUGGAUUAUCAACCGCUGUGGAAAAGAGGUGCGAUAUGUGAUUGAUUAUUAUGAUGGAGGAGAAGUUGAUAAGCAGACCUAUCAGUUUACUAUCCUUGAUGUCCGCCCAGCUCUGGACUCUCUUGGGGCUGUUUGGGAUAGAACGAAAGUGGCUUGGUGGCGCUGGACUUCAUAAUUCUUCACUAUGUAUUAAAGAUAACAUUCAUAUCCUGGAAAGAACAAAAAACUAUUUAUACUGUAAUUGGCCUUUCCUUCCAUUUAUAUAUUGUUUAUAAUUUUUUUUUUUU
This is a messenger RNA of Acipenser ruthenus (sterlet), 1131 nucleotides long. Its product is annotated as holocytochrome c-type synthase-like. Gene Ontology annotation, cellular component: mitochondrion. Gene Ontology annotation, molecular function: holocytochrome-c synthase activity. Bases 180 to 1019 code for a protein of 279 amino acids. The transcript has 7 exons. The record is from RefSeq and is a predicted model, not a curated record. Lineage: Eukaryota; Metazoa; Chordata; Actinopteri; Acipenseriformes; Acipenseridae. Gene Ontology annotation, biological process: cytochrome c-heme linkage.